Molecule: messenger RNA, 975 nt
Organism: Daldinia loculata
Lineage: Eukaryota; Fungi; Ascomycota; Sordariomycetes; Xylariales; Hypoxylaceae
Exons: 3
Coding region: 1-975 (324 amino acids)
Source: RefSeq, a predicted model, not a curated record
AUGGCUCCUACUCGAAACCGAGUGAAUUUUAAGACCUACGAGACUAGCACUCGCCUGCUAGCUGCUGUGGUCGCAUCCCUCGAGGGCAAGGCCAAGCUCGACUACGAUGUGAUUGCGUUACUAGUGGGAGGAGGCAGCACGGAAUCCGCUGUGGAACACCGCUUGCGUCCUAUUAAGCAGCUGGGCAAGUUGCAAGUCGACUGGUUUAUGAACAAAAGAAAGGACCCGGGCGAGCUGCCUGUCGAGGGUGGAGAAAUCCAGAAGCUCUUCGGCGAGUCUACUGCCGCCGGCAUACAGUGGCAGAUGCGUGAUGUGAAAGCUCUAGGUCGCGCGCAGCGACAGGCCGUCGAGGCAAACAAAAGUCCCUGGGAUGUUAAGCUCGAGGCUCCUACACGCGCCAAGGCCUCCGCCGCGUCAACACCUACGAGCAGGGGCGGUCGCACACCCUCCACCGCAGCCUCUUCGAAGCGUAAACGCGGCCCUAAGAAAGUGACUAUGUCCGAGGAUGAUACUGGCCUUGACAGUGCUGAGACCGACUACGAUACAAAGGAUCUCCGCUCAGAUGACGACGAUGUCCUUCAGAUCACGCCCACACCCAAACGCCGCAACACUCAAGGUCCCAAUAGCGCCAACGCGGACAAUACCGCCACACCUGUUCCAGCUAAGAACAACAGCAGCGGUGGCAGCGGUGGCAAAGAUGUCACACGCUCCCUCUUCGGCAACGGUGCCAAGUCAGCGCGCGCCAACAACAACAACAACAACAACAACGAUGACCAGGUCCAGUUCGUCGAUCUGAGCGAGGACACACCCCCGCCCCCAUCCAGAACGACCACGAGCGCGCCCCAAGUGAAGGCUGACCCAGAUUCAGACCUGGUAUCGGAGGAGAACAGCCCAAUUAGACCGGGCCACGACGACCCUUUUAUUGGCAGCAGCGGCAUGUUCGACGACGACGAGCUUGCGGAUGGAGAAGUCUAA